GAACUAAAGAGCGAAAUCGAAAUUUACACCAUACUCGCGUCAUAUGACUAAUCCAAAAUGCUUCUUUAUUCCAUAUGAAUUGUUCCCAAAUUUGAUAGAAUUGGAUUGGAUUUUUUUGACACGAAAACUAGGGACAUUUUUACUUGUACGCUGUGUUAAAGACAAUCAUAAUAUAUAGAGAUAGGUAUUGACUGUAUGAGACUAUGAGUGUGUUAAUUUGACCGAUGAACAACCCAACGCCCACCACCCAAAUUAUACAACGUAAUAAUAUGAUAAUAAUAUGCAAUGAGUAUCUUUCUUUUUUUUUUUUUAAAUUUCUUGAUUAUUAUUUAUUUCUGGUAGUCUUUGUCCUGGACUCCUGGUGGUCUAUAUAACGCCAAAUUCCUGCUCUUUCGCCAUUGUCGCCGAGGGAGAGAGAAACUAAGCAAAACCACUCUUCACUCUCCGUCUCCCACCUUCCUUGUUCUCACUUCUCCACAAAAAAUGGCCGUUACAAUGGAGACCGCCGGCGCCGGCGCCGCCACAAAUGAGAUUCAUAACGGCCACAACAACAACAAGUUGGCAGAUUUCGACCCUCCCGCCAAACCCAAACGUAACAAGUACGCCUUCGCCUGUGCAAUUCUGGCUUCCAUGACCUCCAUCCUGCUCGGCUAUGAUAUUGGAGUGAUGAGCGGGGCGGCGAUCUUCAUCAAGGACCAAUUCAAGAUCUCCGACACUCAAGUCGAGGUGCUGGUCGGAAUGCUGAACAUAUACUCCUUGGUCGGAUCGGCCGCCGCCGGGAGGACCUCCGACUGGAUUGGACGCCGGUACACCAUCGUCGUCGCCGGAGCCAUCUUCUUCGUCGGAGCUCUGCUCAUGGGAUUCGCCCCCAACUACGCUUUCCUCAUGGUCGGCCGGUUCGUCGCCGGCGUCGGCGUCGGAUACGCCCUCAUGAUCGCCCCUGUCUACACCGCCGAAGUCUCCCCUGCUUCUUCCCGCGGCUUCCUCACCUCUUUCCCUGAAGUGUUCAUCAACGCCGGAAUUUUACUCGGCUACGUCUCCAACUACGCCUUCUCCAAGUGCCCGGACAACAUCGGAUGGAGGCUGAUGCUCGGCGUCGGCGCAAUCCCAUCCGUCUUCCUCGCCGUCGGCGUCCUCGCGAUGCCGGAAUCCCCUCGUUGGCUGGUGAUGCAGGGCCGACUCGGCGACGCCAAGAAAGUCCUCGACCGAACCUCCGACUCCCCUGAAGAAUCCCAAUUGCGACUCGCCGACAUCAAAGAAGCCGCCGGAAUCCCCGAGGAAUGCAACGACGACGUCGUCAAGGUCGAAAAGAAAUCCCACGGCGAGGGCGUGUGGAAGGAGCUCCUCCUCCGCCCCACACCCACCGUCCGCCACAUCCUGAUCUGCGCCGUGGGGAUCCAUUUCUUCCAGCAAGCCUCCGGCAUCGACGCCGUCGUGCUCUACAGCCCGAGAAUCUUCGAAAAGGCCGGAAUCACCUCAUCGGACAAGAAGCUCCUCGCCACCAUCGCCGUCGGGUUCACGAAAACCGUCUUCAUCCUCGUCGCCACUUUCCUCCUCGACCGGGUCGGGCGGCGGCCGCUGCUGCUCAGCAGCGUCGCCGGGAUGGUGGUUUCCCUGGUAACCCUAGGGUGGAGCCUGGAAGUAAUCGACCACACGGCCCAUACGGUGGAUUGGGCCGUGGGCCUGUGCAUAUCCAUGGUCCUGGCCUACGUGGCGUUUUUCUCGAUCGGGAUGGGCCCGAUUACUUGGGUCUACAGCUCGGAGAUUUUCCCGCUCCGGCUGCGGGCCCAGGGGACGAGCAUGGGGGUGGCGGUCAACAGGGUGGUCAGCGGGGUGAUUUCGACCACGUUUAUUUCGAUGUACAAAGGGAUCACGAUCAGCGGCGCCUUCUUCUUGUUCGCCGGAAUCGCCGCCGUGGCGUUUGUGUUCUUCUUCCUGUGUUAUCCGGAGACGCAAGGGAGGACGUUGGAGGAUAUGCAGAUUCUUUUCGGGAGUUUUAUUGGGUGGAGGGCUUUGAAGCUUGAGAGGUUGAGGGAAAGGGAGGAGAAAAAUGGGAGGGAAGUGGAAUUGUUAGAUAUUAAGAAGUAAAGAAGAGUAUUUAGUAGUGUGAUAUAAUGGUGGUGGUUAAUGUGUGGCAUUUUGCAAAAAGUAUUAAGUAAUAAUAAAAAAAAAGAGUCACAUGAUAAUUUACUAUAUGUAUAUGUAGUUGGGUUUUUCCUUGUUGUUGUGUGUUUUGGUGAAAAUGAGAAAUGAAAUGUGGAAAAUGUGUUGUCACGUGAUAGCGAGUUGAAAUAGAAUUCAGUUAAUAGAAACAAGGUUGAGCCAGUGGAAGAGAGUUUCAAAAGUGAAUUUUAUGUUAAUUGUGUUACAUGUCAUCUCGAUGGAAUCUAAGUUUAUGGGUUUGAUGGACUUGCACAGAUCUAUGUUUUCCAUGUGCUUAAAUCAGUUAUUGGUGUUGAAGUGUCGAGUUGGCACGUGAAAUUGUGGACAAGGCCUAAUGGUACUAUCACUAAUCUUCAACCCGAAAAUACCACAUUGGAAUCUUUUAAAUAAUACUUAACAAUACAAGCCUUACCAUAUCACUCCAAACUUCAAAACAAGUAGUAUUAACCCCUAUACUUUGGAUGGGGAGCUUAAUGCUAAUAAACAAAUUGUGUGAUUAGAGAAAUGAGUGUUUCUGGCAUUGACAGCUUGGCUAGCUGUUGGAGAAGGACACAUGCAUGUCUUCUUAUAUUAUAUAUGCAGAUGGGAUUUGUCGUCACUUUAUGGCUGCCAACUUGUUGUGGGUUAAGUAAAGUAAUCAUAUAAGAAUAGUCUUUGUUUAGGUUUUUUAUAAGUAGAGAUGGGUGGGGAGUUGUCAAUUGUCAUGGAUCUGGCUGGCACCAGGUUCUCGGAUCUUAUUGAUGGAGUGGUUGGCUUGGUAGGUGGAUCUCACAGAUUCAUGGAUUCUACCCACACACACCAGUAAAGGGACGAAUUGUUUGUUUCCGAGUAUAUCUACAAUUACUAAGGGAAAUUUUGUAGUGAUUUUAAGCAAUUUUUUGAGCUUCAAACUCACAUUCGCGGUAUUUUGUUAAUUACUCUUUUUUAUGUGGGAUUUCAUAUUAUAAAAAAGGACUAAUAUAAUGAAAUGACCCACAAUGGAAAAUAAAAAAACUAGAUAAUCUCAAAAAGUUGGUCUAGUGAUAAUGUGGAGAUGAGAACAUCUACCAUACUAUGAAAUCAAGAUAAAUAUAAAUAAUUAAGGACACAUUAUACU
This is a messenger RNA of Linum trigynum, 3259 nucleotides long. NCBI's taxonomy places the organism in Eukaryota, Viridiplantae, Streptophyta, Magnoliopsida, Malpighiales, Linaceae. The record is from the annotation of a GenBank genome assembly.